Messenger RNA from Kuraishia capsulata CBS 1993, 2106 nucleotides. RefSeq lists its product as uncharacterized. Gene Ontology annotation, cellular component: plasma membrane. The coding region runs from base 1 to 2106 and encodes 701 amino acids. Gene Ontology annotation, molecular function: ferric-chelate reductase activity. Lineage: Eukaryota; Fungi; Ascomycota; Pichiomycetes; Pichiales; Pichiaceae. Gene Ontology annotation, biological process: intracellular iron ion homeostasis; iron ion transport; copper ion import. The record is from RefSeq and is a predicted model, not a curated record. The transcript has a single exon.
AUGAGGACAGUUUCACUUUUACUUGCAUCGCUGUUAAUUUCUGUGGCAAGUGCAAAAACAUGGUUUAUUCAUGACAAAUACGUUCUGAACUCGUGCAACAGUGCCAUGCUCAAGCAGACCAAAUAUUGCAUGAGCAUGGCAUCUUAUGGGUUUGGCAGUUGUGCCUGUGUGAACCAGGCUGCUAUGGCCACGGUAAUGCAAUGCCUUUAUGAUAGAAACGAAACAGAUAUGGACGUUCUUUUAAGUCGUUUUGAGUCCAAUUGUGCAUCUGCUGGCAUCACGGUUACGGACGAGCAGCUUUUGGCUUCCUACGCCAAUGCCACAGACUACUGGAUUGAUUUGAACGAUCCACCUGCGGGCUUUAAUCACUCUGAAAUGAACUACCACCCUGUCAAGAACGGAAACAUGACUUCCUACUACACCGGUUAUUACGUUGCAGCCAAAAUUCGAUUUACCAACAAGGAUAAUUCGCAGUUUUUGGGAAUGGGCUUUUUGGGGUUAUGGUGUGUAAUUCUUCUAUGUGCCAUAUCCAGCAACAUUUUGUCCAAGGUGUUUCCAAGAUCUCUCAAUUGGUUCAAUGGAAUCGCUUUCCGCAAAUUCCGUUCACUCGUGGGAAUGCCAGCAGUCUAUCACAAAUCCCACAUCCAAUCUGUGGGCAUAUUCGGAUAUCUUCCUACUAGACUGGAGGCCGUAAUCAUAGCAGUCAAUACCGUCUACCUCGUUCUGGCAACGUGUAUAGGCUACACUUAUGAUGAUCGUGAUCUCACCUUCACAGAAAGAGCUGCUCUGGGUCGUUACAUAGGCGAUCGUUCUUGCAUCAUUGCUUCCUACAUGACUCCUCUCGUGUUUUUGUUCGCCGGAAGAAAUAACUUUUUGCAAUGGCUCACAGGCUGGAACUUUAGUGUCUUUGCAACUUACCACAAAUGGCUAGCAAGACUCUACGUUAUCGAAGUGAUUGUUCAUUCUGGUGCAAUGGCAAUCAAUUCCAUGGCAUACGGAAAGUGGACCUCCAGACUGGCAGCUCCAUACUAUCGCUGGGGAAUUGCUGGAACUGUUGCUUCUGGGUUUAUUAUUAUCUUCUCAGUUUUCUGUGUACGCAGAGCUUCAUACGAGGCAUUUUUGAUAGCUCAUAUCGUAUUGGCUGCAAUCUUUCUCGCUGCCUCUUGGCUUCAUGUUGCUGGUUUGUCAUACCUUGAAUACUAUUAUGCAGCAGCUGCGGUUUGGAUAUUAGAUGCUGUUGUUCGUAUUGCAAGACUGGCUGUUUUUGGAGUUAGAAAAUCACGCGUGGAACUCGUGGAAAUGGAGACACUCAAGAUUUCUGUGGAGAGACCUAGCCAUUGGCUUCCAUAUCCAGGCGCUCAUGGAUUUGUCUAUUUCAUUACGCCUGCCUUAUUUUUCCAGUCUCAUCCUUUCACGUUUGUGGCUUCACAGGCCAAUGAUACCAAGCAUAUUCAUUUUUAUGUGAAGGUCAAAAACGGAGCCACUCGCAGUUUGGCCCGUCGCGUGCUUGCUUCUGGAUCAACAUCCUGCACCAUACCAAUUGCUGUGGAGGGCCCAUACGCUGAGAAAUCCGACUAUCAGCACUAUUCAAAGGCACUUCUUAUAGCUGGUGGAAACGGAAUUCCCGGUCCGUUUUCUCAUGCGGCCGAACUGGCAAAAUCGGAUUGCAAGACCGAGAUCAAACUGUACUGGUCUAUCCGCGAGUACCAUUCGCUAAAGUGGUUUUUUGAGGAAUUAUUGACUCUCAAGAACACCCGUGUUCAGGUCAUUGUUUAUGUGACAAAUCCAGACUCCAAACUAGAUGUUUUUGACUCGUCUUCAGAAUCUUCAAGUACGCAGGAAAAGCGUGAUUACAAAGACAUAGAGAUAUCUGUAACAGAUCCACUAGAGAAGUUCAAGAGCGAGCUUAGUUUUGUGGAAUUCCGCACAGGGAGAAUGAACCUGGAGCAAACAAUUUGCAACGAGGUUGAGGAGUCUACUGGCUCCAUCGCUGUUGGAGUUUGUGGCCAUCCAGCCAUGGCUGAUCAAGCUAGAGCAGUGACGGCAGCUUUGGUUGGCGAGUGCGAAAAGAGAGUGGACUACUUUGAAGAGAUGCAAAUAUGGUAG